Molecule: messenger RNA, 1425 nt
Organism: Dromaius novaehollandiae (emu)
Lineage: Eukaryota; Metazoa; Chordata; Aves; Casuariiformes; Dromaiidae
Gene: LMO1
Product: LIM domain only 1
Exons: 4
Coding region: 612-1082 (156 amino acids)
Biological process (GO): positive regulation of transcription by RNA polymerase II
Cellular component (GO): nucleus
Molecular function (GO): DNA-binding transcription factor binding; transcription coactivator activity
Source: RefSeq, a predicted model, not a curated record
GAAAGGCUUAAAUUCGCCGUGAAACCCUGACAGGAGAAUAAGAGGGGUCCCUGGGAAAUAUGUGCAUUUAUUCAAUAGCAAGUGUGCAAAGCUCACAAAUUGAGAGACAGAGGCAGCAGUAGUCAGGCUUAGGUAUUCUACCCUCUCUGAAUAUAAUUUUAGAUUUAGAUUCAGCUUAAAUCCAAAGGGAAAACACUUUAUAAGGUUGAAAGCUGUGUAGUUGCAACAGCCAGGGUUAUGAGCUAUCAAAUGCAAUUACAUUAAAAUAGAUUAUACUGCGUAAAUUGAGCCAUUUAGAAGGUGAGAACCAAAGAAACAGCUCUGAUCCCCCUUCCUUCUAAAUUGCAGUUUUAGUUCCUUGCAAUUCUGAGGCACAAAAGUAGGUGAGACUGCUUUUGUAUCUGCAAAGUGCUUCAUUUCUGAGUGUAAUUCUAACUGAGUGCAAUCUAGGUUAAAAGCUGGACAACUGGGUAAUUAGAGCUCACUUGCUGCUAAAGGACGAUCAGCUGUACCGUAGCUCAUUUGUGUUCCCAGAGACUUGUUCUCUUCUCCCCUGAGCGGAGGCUGCUGGAGAAGAAGCAUCUGUCCCCGGACUUUUCUUGAUUGCUGAGAUGAUGGUGCUGGACAAGGAGGACGGUGUGCCGAUGUUAUCUGUACAACCCAAAGGGAAACAGAAGGGCUGUGCUGGCUGCAACCGGAAGAUCAAGGACCGGUACCUUCUGAAGGCACUCGAUAAGUAUUGGCAUGAAGACUGUCUGAAGUGCGCCUGCUGUGACUGUCGUCUUGGAGAGGUUGGAUCAACUCUUUACACAAAAGCGAAUCUCAUUCUUUGCCGCAGAGAUUACCUGAGGCUCUUUGGUACCACCGGGAAUUGUGCUGCCUGCAGUAAACUGAUCCCUGCCUUUGAGAUGGUGAUGAGGGCCAGAGAUAAUGUUUACCAUUUGGACUGCUUUGCCUGUCAGCUCUGCAACCAGCGAUUCUGUGUGGGAGACAAAUUUUUCCUGAAGAACAACAUGAUCUUGUGUCAGAUGGACUAUGAGGAAGGGCAGCUCAACGGGAGCUUCGAGUCCCAGGUUCAAUAGCAAACUGCUUCGCUGAAGCACUGUGGGAUGGACGUUCGGCCGCGCCAGCAGUGAGGGCGUCCGUCAGCUUGCCUGCAAUAUUUUUUUAAUUCUUGGUCCAGAGAGGACUAUAUACAUUGUAGUACUUCCCCCCCCCCCAACACAAAGCAGUUACAAUUUUAGAUGUACAGUUGUGCCUGCUUAGCUGAGCACUGCAUUGCCUGUAUGUUUGUGAGUUUUUGGGGUCUGGGGAGGGCUCUGUACAGUCUGUUUUCUGUAUAUAAACUGGAACAUUUAUUUUAUGAAAAAUGUAAUGCAAUUUUAUUACUGGUGUGAAUUAAAAAUUAUGAAUGUUUCCUGGUCA